AUGAUGCAAAAGAGAAGACAAGAGAUGGCUUUAAAUCCAGUAGCAGUUGAUAAACUUCUUAGAUUGUUGCCGUUUAUCUUCUUACAACUCUUUCUCGAGUCUUCGUUGGCUGUUCGUUUAAGCUACAAAUUAACAGAACAAAAAAAAUUAUUUUGUGGCUACAACCAGGUGGCAAGAAGUUUAUUAAAACCAAUUGAAGAUGAAAUUAUUUCAUUUAACUUCUACUUUCAAGCAUUCUAG
Messenger RNA from Clunio marinus, 240 nucleotides. The record is from the annotation of a GenBank genome assembly. NCBI's taxonomy places the organism in Eukaryota, Metazoa, Arthropoda, Insecta, Diptera, Chironomidae.